Girardinichthys multiradiatus is the source of this 1905-nucleotide messenger RNA. It is a transcript of the gene mier3b, whose product is annotated as mesoderm induction early response 1, family member 3 b. Gene Ontology annotation, biological process: negative regulation of transcription by RNA polymerase II. NCBI's taxonomy places the organism in Eukaryota, Metazoa, Chordata, Actinopteri, Cyprinodontiformes, Goodeidae. The coding region runs from base 190 to 1767 and encodes 525 amino acids. Gene Ontology annotation, molecular function: histone deacetylase binding; transcription corepressor activity. The record is from RefSeq and is a predicted model, not a curated record. Gene Ontology annotation, cellular component: nucleoplasm. The transcript is spliced from 13 exons.
UGAAAGAUGUAAAAAAAACUAACCGAAAAACAACGUAAAAAGUGGAUUACAAAUCUACAUCUGCGGUCGGGAGGAGCAGAGUGUGCUAAUGCGAGUGUAGCGACCACUUCGUCAGCGGCUUCUUUAGGAAGUUCAAGUCCAGUUGGCUCUUUAUCAUCAGAGGACCAUGACUUUGACCCAACCGCAGAAAUGUUAGUUCAUGAGUAUGACGACGAGAGGACCUUGGAAGAGGAGGAGUCUCUAGACGGUGGGAGGAACUUCAGCUCUGAACUUGCAGAUUUGGAAAGGGAAGGGAACAUGCCAUUGGAAGAACUUUUGUCUAUUUAUCGCUAUGAGGCCUCAGCAGGCUCCAGUGUGGACAGUUCCUCUGGGGACCUGACUGAUGAGCUGCCUGACAUGACAUUGGAUAAAGAGGAAAUAGCGAAAGAUCUGUUAUCUGGGAAUUAUGAGGAGGAGACCCAAUCUUCAGCUGAUGAUCUCACCCCAUCAGUUACCUCUCAUGAGACCACUGAUUUCUUUCCAAGAACACUUCGAUCCAAUGCUAUCUCUGAUGGGGAUAAAGAAUCAGAGUGUGAUGAUCUUGGGCCAAGCCCUGAUGACUCCGGAAAAGAAAUCAUGGUAGGAACAGAUUACCAAGCCGAGGUGCCAUCUUGCCUCUGUCACUACAAAGAUGGCGAAAAAGCGUAUGAAGAUGACGACGAGUUACUCUGGAGUCCUGACAUUUUGUCAGAAAGCAAGGUUAGGAGUUAUCUCUCGGAAGUAUUGUCACGGACAACGGAUGAAAGCUCUGGGUACGACAUACCAGGGUUGCAUGUUCGAGAUGAUGAGCAGGCUUUGUAUGAGCUUGUGAAAUGCAACUACAACACCUGUGAAGCACUAGAAAGAUACUGUAGCCACGUGAAAUCCUCUAAAGAAAAAUCUCCUUCAUGGUCGGAGGAAGAAUGCAGGAACUUCGAACACGCUCUGCAGAUGUAUGACAAGAACUUUCACCUUAUUCAGAAACACAAAGUAACAACACGGACAGUAGCAGAAUGUGUAGCUUUUUAUUAUAUGUGGAAGAAGUCUGAGCGCUUCGACGUCUUCGUGCAGCAGAAUCGGUUUGGGAAGAAGAAAUACAGCAGCUAUCCUGGUGUAACUGACCUGAUGGACAGGCUGGUGGAUGAAGCAGAAGGACUGGCUGUGGACAGCUCGUCCUCUGUGUGUUCAGGAGCAGGUGGAGGAGGAAGGAUGGAGACCACAACAGAGCAGCAGCUCAGUUUGCUCAACUCCAUCACUGCAAGCGACCUGACAGCUUUGAGCAACACUGUAGCUACAGUAUGCACUCCUGGAGAGGUGAGUUGCUUGGACUCCUACAGCUUUCCUCCUCUGGAAAGUCUCCAUCGUGGAUCCCUGACCCAUGACGAAUCCCUUGGGUUCCCUUCCAACGGAGCCGACCCUGACUGCCUCAACAUGCUCGAUGCCGGAUUCUACCACUCAGACUUGGGCCAGCUCGGAGGAGUGUGCGUCAACAAGGACUGUGAGCGGCCUUCCAAGAGACUCAAGAUGACGCUCCCUGACUCGUUUAUCAACGAUGUUUCCGUUGCUAACCUCGGGGUGGACUUUGAAUCCCGACGGACAGCGACGCAUCACCACCGAAUCACCGGGGCCAAAAUGGCCGUGUCUGUCACAGACUUUGGGAGUUUAGCUGGCAGCGGCGAGCCCAAUGGGUUUCUCGGAGCGCACGCACGGCACCACACACAACAUACUGCAACACUUCAGUCAGAGUGAUCUUCCUCGUCUUCUUCCUCUGUUCUUCCCUUUUGAAACCUUUUUUCUUGCUUGUACAUAAGACUGACCUCACUGGAAAAUCUGAUUUGUUUAAAUUCAAUCAUAUAUAUAUAUAUAUAUAUAUAGAUAUAGAUAUGU